Messenger RNA from Sycon ciliatum, 1344 nucleotides. Its product is annotated as GTP-binding nuclear protein Ran. NCBI's taxonomy places the organism in Eukaryota, Metazoa, Porifera, Calcarea, Leucosolenida, Sycettidae. The coding region runs from base 124 to 774 and encodes 216 amino acids. Gene Ontology annotation, cellular component: cytoplasm; nucleus. Gene Ontology annotation, molecular function: GTPase activity; GTP binding. Gene Ontology annotation, biological process: ribosomal subunit export from nucleus; protein import into nucleus. The record is from RefSeq and is a predicted model, not a curated record. The transcript has 4 exons.
CUCUUUUUCAAACCGGCGAAAACUGAUUUUUCGCGAAAGUUCAGCAAGCUUGUUGUGAAGUACAAGUUGACAGAAGUAAGCGCCUUUGUAGUUUUCUGCUGGCUUCCUUGUAGAAAUUUGGAAAUGGCCACGUCCGAAGAACCAGCUGUUCAAUUUAAAUGUGUACUUGUCGGUGACGGCGGUACUGGCAAAACCACCUUUGUCAAGCGUCAUUUGACCGGAGAGUUUGAAAAGAAAUAUGUUGCAACCCUCGGUGUUGAAGUGCAUCCGCUCCAGUUCAGCACGAGCCGGGGUAAUAUUCGCUUCAACGUCUGGGACACCGCGGGUCAGGAGAAGUUUGGUGGCCUGCGGGAUGGCUACUACAUCCAAGCUCACUGUGCUAUUAUUAUGUUCGACGUAACAUCCAGAAUCACCUACAAGAAUGUGCCCAACUGGCAUCGAGACCUGGUGCGAGUGUGCGAGAACAUUCCCAUCGUCCUCUGUGGUAACAAGGUUGACAUCAAGGAUCGCAAAGUCAAGGCCCGCAGUAUUGUUUUCCACAGAAAGAAGAAUCUUCAGUACUAUGACAUCAGCGCAAAGUCGAACUACAACUUUGAGAAGCCCUUCCUUUGGCUUGCGCGUAAGCUCGUUGGAGAUCCCAAUCUAGAGUUCGUUGCAAUGCCUGCGUUGCAGCCUCCGGAUGUGCAGAUGGACCCAGAGAUGGCCGCAAGAUACGAACAAGACCUCCGGCAAGCAGAGCAGACUGCCCUUCCCGACGACGAUGACGAUUUGUAAAGCAUUUUUUCAGUACAUGGACCAUAACAAGUUAAUAAGCUCUUUUUUAUUUGCGUUGUUUUCUUGUUGUUUUGUUACCUCUCCGCCCGCCGUAUCUUGCCUUGCCAAGUCUAACCGGGCGACAACGACCACGCUCUGAAUCCCUUCAUUGCGGUCUGAUCCAAUACAAAUCAGAUCAGAUUGUGGUCUGAUCAGAUAAGAAAUCGCUACGCAUUACUAACGGAGCUCUUUCGAUACAGGGAACAGUACACAUUUUGCACAUGGAUUUAUUGCUUUUUGUGUGACGGCAGAAGUGUUUGUUCUUAUCUGUCCUGCUUUUGUACAUCUCACCACACCUACUGAUUGGGACGCAGCAGCCCUUCAGUGUUUGCUUGACCUUGGAAGCAAUCCCGUGUAUAGUAUACUGCGUGCAUUGCGCAGAACGUUGGCGUUCGUACCGUGCCGAAGAGCUAACGAUUGCACUCGUUUUGAUUAUUCGUUUGCUGCUCUUCAGUCACCACUUGUCAGAUGGCGUGCAUCUGAAAACAAGUGUGAUGAUAUUUUUAAAACAAGAAUUGUUUUGAACAAGCA